AUGGAAGAUGAUCAUGACCAAGUAGCAGAAGAUUUUCUUAAUCAAAUUCGUGUUGGACAUUUACCAUUUGGGAUAACUACUAAAGAAGUAACCGUGUUCUUUGAACGAUAUGGUAAAAUUGAAAAGUUAUUUAUAAAACGGCGUAUCUCGAGAGAUUCAUCUGUUCUUUUGACUCAUCCAUUUGUAUUUAUCAUUUUUGAGAACUCAGACUGUGUCGAUCAAGUAAUGGCUGCACGGCCAUUUUUUAUAGGCGACUGUGAGUUAUUUGUACGACGUUGUUUACCACGCACCAAAAAAUAUCCAUAUGAAGCAUUUAUUACCGUUGAGAAAAUACUUCUGUAUGCUGUAUCUGAAAGAAACGAUGAGAUAUUACCAGAUGAUAAAUCAAUUUUUGACUAUUUAACACUAACUAGUGGUAAAAUCAAAUAUUUUGAAAGACUUGAUAAUAAAACGGUCUUAGUUCAAUUUCACGAUUAUGAUCCAGUUGACAUAUGUUGUCUUUCAAGACCUCAUCUUAUUAAUAAUCAACUAGUUGAAAUCGAAAAGUGUAGUGAUGAAAAUCAAGUUCGACUUCAAAUUGAAUUUCAGAAAAAAUCACAAUCUAUUUCUACUACUGAACUUUCCUCAACUCAAAUUACACCUGAAAUGGAUUGUCGAGCUACAUAUACUGUUUCACCAGUACCGACGUUGUCAAUUGACGAUCAAAUUACACAAAUUCGAUUGGCACAGAGUGAUAUAGCAAAUAAUUUAGAACGUCAGCAUGAACAGCUAGUCGCUUCGUUGUCAUCUGAAUGGGAACAAACAGCAAAAGAACGUAUUCGUCUUCAACGUUUAACAUUAGAUUAUAAACAAGAACACGAACGAUUAGCAAAGGAAAAUCGAAAAUGGCAAAAAUUAUUUAGUGAUAGUCUAGUAGAAAAACCACAGGUUCAAAAGGAAGGCGAAAGCAAAUUACAAGAGGCAUACAGAACAACUACAACAGCUACGGAAAAAUACAAUGAAUUAAUAAAAAAUAUUCGAUGA
Rotaria socialis is the source of this 1023-nucleotide messenger RNA. The record is from the annotation of a GenBank genome assembly. Lineage: Eukaryota; Metazoa; Rotifera; Eurotatoria; Philodinida; Philodinidae.